AUGUGGCUGAACGGCGUGCAGGCGCCGCCGUACCUGGACGGCUCUCUGCCGGGGGACUUCGGCUACGACCCUCUCGGGCUGGGCUCGGAGCCGGACAGGCUGGCGUGGUACAUCGAGGCAGAGAAACUGAACGGACGAUGGGCCAUGAACGGCGUGCUGGGUGUUGUGGCCACGGAGGCCCUGGGCAUCGACAAAGAGUGGUAUACCAUCGACAGCGGCAAGGACUUUGGCCUUCCUUUCCUGUUCCUGGUGUCGUUCCAGGCCGUCUUCAUGGGCUUCUUUGAGAUGAAGCGCUACAGGGGUUGGGUCGAGACGGGCGAGUCUGGUGUUCUGGACACCUUCCCUUGGGACCCCUUGAAUCAGAACAAGGACCAAAUGGCCCUGAAGGAAGUGAAGAACGGCCGGCUUGCGAUGGUUGCGUGGGUGGGCUUCGUGGCCCAAGCUGUGGUCGUGAGGAAAGGCCCGCUCGCCUGCCUGACAGACCACCUUCAGGACCCCUUCAACAGCAACAUUUUGACCAACAUCUUGAAGCUGCCAGAGACCAUCGGGACCUCAGCGCCGGUGGUGCAGGCCGUGACAGAGGCCGCAGCCGAUGCCGCUAUGUAA
Ostreobium quekettii is the source of this 606-nucleotide messenger RNA. Lineage: Eukaryota; Viridiplantae; Chlorophyta; Ulvophyceae; Bryopsidales; Ostreobiaceae. The record is from the annotation of a GenBank genome assembly.